AUGGGCAAUGGUAUUGGGUGUGUGAUUUGCAAAGAAAGGUAUUACUAUGGUCAAAAAAUGUGUUAUAAAUGUGGCUCUUCUUGUUCCGAAUGCAAAGAUUCAAUUUCAUGUUACGAAUGUUCAAAUGAGUACUUUUCAGACAAUACAAAUAAUGAUGGAUUGUCGUGUACCGAAAACUAUUUGAUUAAAUUUAAUCGGAUUGGUAUCCCAAUUAUAGUUAUUGCAAUAAUUGUUGUGAUAAUUAUGUUGAUAAUAAUUUGUGUUUUCUUAUAUGUGUAUAAUCACAACAAAACCAAAAAAAGAACGCAAAAUGUUUGUGUUUUUAAAAUAAAAAAUUCGAAUAUCAUUUUCAUUAAAUUGUUAAAGGAAAUAUCAACAAACAAACCAGAGUUGUUAUUUGGAAGUGAAUAUGAAAAUGGAGAGAUUCCAGUUAAUGAAUACAGUCGCGAAUUGUUGUGUCUUGGGAACACAUCAAAACAUAAUAUUAAAGUGCAAUUAAAAAUGAUAGAAGGAAAUGAUGUUUAUGAAAUAAAAUCAGAUCCACUUUUUGUAACAAUUAAACCAUAUCAUGCAUGUGAAUUUGAAAAAUCUUUAAAGCCAAAUUAUACUUCAAAAAUUAAAGACAAAAUUGCUUGUGCAACUUUGAAUAUCAACAAAGGGACGGAAGAAGUGAUUGAAAUACCCAUCAAAGCAACUACUAUAAUGUCAUAUCGUCUCGAUUACCACGAGUUGAUUGAAGAUGAAAAGAUAGGAAAAGGGUCAUUUGGAGUUGUUUAUAAAGGCACCUUCAGAGGAAAUGUUGUUUGUAUCAAAAAGAUGAAAGAGUUGUUAGUUGAAAAAGAAUCAAAUGAUAAUGAAUUUGAAAAGGAAGUUGAAACGUUAGUAAAAUUCCGAAGUGAGUAUAUCGUCCACUUUUAUGGUGCUGUGUUUAUACCAAGUAAAGUGUGUAUGGUCACUGAAUUCGCACAAUAUGGAAACAUUAAACCAGACAAUAUUCUCGUGUUUUCACUCGAUUUAUACAGCAAAGUGAACGCAAAACUGACAGAUUUUGGAAGUAGUCGAAAUGUCAAUAUGAUGAUAACAAACAUAUCAUUCAUCAAAAGUAUUGAAAAACCUGUGUACAUAGCUCCUGAGAUAUUGAAUAAAGAGAAAUACAAAAUAUCUUCGGAUAUCUACUUUUUGGCGUCACCAUGUAUGAAGUAUUUGGAUAGAAAGAACUAUUCAAUAAAAAACAAUUCAAAUUUCCUUGGAAAAUCGCAAAAGUGUUGGGAUGAUGAGCAAAUAAAACGGCAAUUGAUUACAAUUGUUGUACAAAAACUCGAAACAAUUAAUUUACAUCAAUAA
Entamoeba invadens IP1 is the source of this 1344-nucleotide messenger RNA. RefSeq names its product protein serine/threonine kinase, putative. Gene Ontology annotation, biological process: protein phosphorylation. Gene Ontology annotation, molecular function: protein kinase activity; ATP binding. The transcript has 4 exons. The record is from RefSeq and is a predicted model, not a curated record. Lineage: Eukaryota; Evosea; Mastigamoebida; Endamoebidae. The coding region runs from base 1 to 1344 and encodes 447 amino acids.